AUGACUUCUCCACUGGCGGUUUCCAUGCCUCAGACUGUCACUGGCCCUGCUUCUGCGCAUGGUGCCAAAUGCAGCACUUGCGACCCCCAUCCAGCCACACUAGCGGCUCCCAACAAGGCCUACUGUCCUGACCCGUCCGUAAUAGCCACCACCAACCUCAACCUCAGUCGCUUGGGCCCUCCCGCCCGCGACUUGCGCUCGAGCCUACUCCACAAACAGGACUCAUUCUCCAGCAUCGCCAAAUUUACCCGUGGCGACUCGUCACACAGCUCGUUGUCCCACCAGCCGUCCAAACUCGACCUCAUUGACGACACCACUUUGACGUCGCUUCCGUUGCCACCACCAUUGAAGCCCAAGUCCCGGGGCUCUGGGUCGGGCUCUGGGUCUGGAUCUUCAAGCCUCCCUGGCGACAAUGAACCGCCAACACCCGCGCUUGACCUGAAACCGCUCUUGUCCUCCAUCACCAUGUGCAACGGUGCGGAGGCCGAGGUCGACGAGACCUUUGAAAGCGAGCUCUUCGAGGACGAUGAGGACGACGACCACCACGACCCCAUAGUGUUGAUUGAAGACUACAUGGCCAAACAGAAGGCUCGCCCCAACCAUAACGAAACCCCAGCAUGUAACAAUACCAUCAGCCCCAGGAUAUCGACAGGCAUUCAGGACCUGUCGAUCUCUGGCAUUAAUUCCAUUCCUGAUUUUAACGACGACGACGAACUCACCUUGAUCAAUAAAAAGAGGUCCUUGGCUACCUUCAAACAACGCAUUCUCAACAACUCCUUACAUCUCUCGAAAUCCGUCCAAGAACUAGGCCACGACCUCGACAGCCUAUCCGACGUAUCCACGUUCACUUCCACCUGCAAUGGCGACACCCUCAACAACAUACUGGCCAGCAAUCAUACCCACUUCAACUCCAGCACCUCUUUACUCCAUUCCAAGCCGAAGAACAAGAGAACGUUCUCGAACGAUUUUGUUUCCAGACCGUUACUCAAUUACUCCAAGUCGGAGAACUUGGAGGAGAUCUUUGGAAAGAUCCCGGGCUCAGAUCUCUUGAAGCAUUGCGAGCUUUGUGAAAAGCCUUUGUAUGAGAUAAGCUCCAUCAUCAACAACAAUAAGAAGUUGAAGAAGUCCAAAAACCGUACUUCUGCUGAAGAUUCCAAUAAGGUCAACCAGGUCUACAAUGAAUUUAUUUGUGGCGAGUGUGUUGAAACUUACGAGGAAUUUUUCAACGAGUUGUAUCAGGACCAAAUGACAUCUCCACAAAGCUCAAGCAAUGGAUUAUCAAAGGAAUCCACUACUGUCGAUCAUCCUAUGGAAUCCUGCGCUUCUGAGUCUACAAAAGUCGACUCGAUGAAGAACGAAAAAUUGCUAACUAUAUUCCAAUCUAUCCAAAACAAAUACGACAAGAAGCAGCAGAUGGGCAACAUCGCAUCGAAGAGAUCUUUCUAUCACAAGACCCCAACGUACAAGCGCAUCAGCAGGGCGCCAUUUUCCGAGAACUUGAUGAGCCGUCUCAACUACUUAAACAGCUUGCCUGAAGGCUACACAUACAGCAACGAGUCGGAAAACAAGAGCCCAGGCGCUGGGUUUGGAUUGGGUUUUGGGAUCAAACCCAAUAACCCGAAGAACGGUGCUCCCAUUCAAACUGGCACCUCCAAAAAGACCAUAGACUUAGACUGGAUUCGCAGUUUACAAUCAAAAUUGAGGUGGACCUGGGGAUUCAAUGGUUUGGCACGUAGAAACUCAUUGGAAUCCGAUAGAUAG
Molecule: messenger RNA, 1761 nt
Organism: Suhomyces tanzawaensis NRRL Y-17324
Lineage: Eukaryota; Fungi; Ascomycota; Pichiomycetes; Serinales; Debaryomycetaceae
Exons: 1
Coding region: 1-1761 (586 amino acids)
Source: RefSeq, a predicted model, not a curated record